AUGAAAUGUCUCCCCUCCAACAAAAUACCCCUCGCACACGGCAACAUCCUCCACGACUGGCACGCCGAAGUCACCGCCAUCCGAGCCUUCAAUCGCUACCUCCUAGACGAAUGCAGUCUCAUCUCAACGCCACCGUAUCCAACAUCCGACUUUCUUCGACACCUAUCACCUGACGAACACACCAAAGACCUACAACAGCCGUUUACUAUCCGAGAAGAUGUAUUCAUCCACAUGUACUGCUCCGAAGCUCCUUGUGGAGACGCAAGCAUGGAGCUCACUAUGGCUGCCCAGGAAGAUGCAACGCCAUGGACCAGUGCGCCGCCCACUCUUUCCUCUACAUUGGAUCCAGUUGCUCAAGCAGACACUUCAGCACUUCGAGGUCGAUCCAACUUCUCUCUUUUGGGCGUCGUCCGCGCGAAACCUUCACGGCCUGAUGCGCCACCUACGCUGAGCAAAUCCUGCACAGACAAACUGGCCAUAAAACAAGCCACCUCCUUGCUUUCAUCCACGGCAUCCCUAUUGAUCAAUCCUCAAAACGCUUACUUGGAGACCCUGGUGCUUCCAGACUCCCAGUACAUAUCACAAGCAUGCGAGCGCGCCUUCUCUUCGUCCGGCCGCCUCAGGUAUCUUGACUUCAAAGAGUGGAAAGGCGGUUAUCGUUUCCAGCCCUUUACUAUCCUUCCCACAGAUAGGGAGUUUACUUGGUCGCGCCGCGCACUGUCUGCUACUGAGAAAGCGGUACCUAGUAACAUAUCCGCGGUGUGGACACCGAGUUGGCAGGAGACUUUGAUUGGUGGUGUAAUGCAGGGCCGGAAGCAGAUGGACCCUCGAGGAGCAAGUAAGAUAUGCCGAAGGGGACUGUGGAUGGAAGCUUUACGUUUAGCAGGGUUUCUGGGUGGAACGGCGGUGAUGGGCGAGGCACUCCGUAAGAGGAAGUAUGCAGAGAUGAAAGGAUCUGAUGAGCUCCACGAGAGAAUCAAGGUUAAACAAGACAUACGCAAUGCCUUGAAAGGAUGGGUAAGAAACACCGGGGACGACGGCUUCUCUAUUGAACCCCCGCCAUCAACAUCGUAG
Molecule: messenger RNA, 1074 nt
Organism: Alternaria atra
Lineage: Eukaryota; Fungi; Ascomycota; Dothideomycetes; Pleosporales; Pleosporaceae
Exons: 1
Coding region: 1-1074 (357 amino acids)
Biological process (GO): tRNA wobble adenosine to inosine editing
Molecular function (GO): RNA binding; tRNA-specific adenosine-37 deaminase activity
Source: RefSeq, a predicted model, not a curated record